Messenger RNA from Ostrinia furnacalis (Asian corn borer), 1416 nucleotides. RefSeq names its product protein disabled-like. The transcript has 5 exons. The coding region runs from base 464 to 1270 and encodes 268 amino acids. NCBI's taxonomy places the organism in Eukaryota, Metazoa, Arthropoda, Insecta, Lepidoptera, Crambidae. Gene Ontology annotation, cellular component: cytoplasm. The record is from RefSeq and is a predicted model, not a curated record.
AUGAUAACAGUACGCUUGAUACACCAUUAACGCCUUGCUUUUAUGUGUAUGUCGCAUGAGACUCGCCUGCCCAUGUGCCAUGAUAACGCUUAACCAAGUUACGCCUGAUUUACGAAAGCACAAGAUCUUUAACUAGUGUAGGAUUAAUCGUUAAUACCGCAGCUAGGUACAAUUAUUUAGAAAUACUCGAUUUCGGAGAGUCAUUAGGAAAUAGGCAGAUUCGCACCUUAUUUUAUCAAAAGUCGAUUAACAUUUCGGUAUAACAAUUAGAUAUGAGACUGAAAAGAUCUCGGUUGAUUUUAAUAAGUAAUGUAAACUGGUGGAUUGAUGGAACGUUAGCAUUUUUCGUAUUUUUUGAAAUAUCAACGCUACCGCAUAGAACAUAGAGACUUACGAAAUUGAAACAUGAUCUUAUUUGUAGUUUUCUUUUAGAUUGUAUUAUUCCGUAGAUUACUAACAUCUAAUGGGACAAGUAGACCACAUAGGCUACGUUCCUCAACCGUCCUCAGCCAUGAGGAUGCUGCUACGAAGAAGAAGCUUACUUAAUCAUCACAAGAACGAGCCCGGUCGGUUCCUCGGCGAGGGCGUCUCGUUUCGCGCCAAGCUGAUAGGCGUGCUCGAGGUGCCCGAGGCUAGGGGAGACCGCAUGUGCCAGGAGGCUCUAGCCGACCUGAAGAUGGCCAUACGAGCCGCUGGAGAACACAAGCAGAGGAUACAAGUGCACGUGGCCAUCGAUGGGUUGCGACUGCGCGAUGAUAAAACGGGUGACUCACUGUACCACCACCCGGUGCACAAGAUAUCGUUCAUCGCGCAAGACAUGACGGACUCGCGAGCAUUCGGCUACAUAUUCGGCUCGCCCGACACGGGCCACCGAUUCUUCGGCAUCAAGACUGAUAAGGCUGCUAGUCAAGUAGUUAUAGCGAUGCGGGACUUAUUCCAAGUAGUGUUCGAGCUGAAGAAGAAAGAGGUGGAAAUGGCCAAGCAGCAGCUAGAAGGAAAGACUGUCACCAGCUCGUUAGUGCGCCACGCUGCCGCCGCCGCUGUGGAGACCAAAUCUAAGAUAACUUCAAUCGGCGAGACAAGUACGUCCACGCCUAAAAGCGCAGAAGCAAGCGGGGAAGGCGGCGUGGCAGAGUUGGUGGACUUGGAACAAGAGCUGUGCUCUUUGCGGCGGGGGCUCACGCAGGUUGAAGGGCUGACUCCCUCCACGGACCCUUUCGGAGACUCUUUCAUCGUGCCCGCUCAGUCACAAGUGAGUGAGGUUUUAUAAAUGGGACUUAUAGUGGCUAGAGGGGCGUGGCAGAGCUGGUGGACUUAGAACAAGAGCUGUGCUCUUUGCGGCGGGGGCUCACGCAGGUUGAAGGGCUGACUCCCUCCACGGACCCUUUCGGAGACUCUUUCAUCGUGCCCGCACAG